AUGAAACCUGUCGAACUCCGUCAGGCUGCGCCCCCAGUCUCCCCGGCAGCGGAGAUGCUGAAUGUCUUGGGUGUUCCGGUUGAUAUCGGGCCUUGUCUCGUUGACUGGCUCACCAGAGAUUACCUAGAUCGACUCGAGUUGAUUUCGAAGAUAAGUGAGAGCGACUGGAAGUCUCUCAUCGAAACUAACUUGGCGCUUCAAGAAGUUGACGUGGGCAGAGACUUCCCACGGCUCGAUCCUGCUCGAGCACAAGCAGCCAAGUUGUUCGGGCUGGCUAUGUCUGACGAGACUCGUCGUGUGCUAGAACAAGGAUACGCGCAGACGAAAGCUGCUACGGCCUCACCGGAUUAUGGUGCAUUGAAUUCGGUAAGAACGGCCAAUGCGACACUCGGCUACAUUAGUCCUGACCUCCUCCCCGAUGUGAGAGUCUUGAACAAUAUGAUUCAGUCGCCUGCAGCUUACGUUGAAUUCAAGAACUUGCAGUCCCAUGCGAGUCCCAUGCAGGGACGGCAACGAAGCAACGCAUCCGGCCCACG
This is a messenger RNA of Perkinsus marinus ATCC 50983, 536 nucleotides long. RefSeq lists its product as hypothetical. The transcript has a single exon. The annotation marks the transcript as partial. NCBI's taxonomy places the organism in Eukaryota, Perkinsozoa, Perkinsida, Perkinsidae. The record is from RefSeq and is a predicted model, not a curated record.